UACGCCGUCUCCGCCUAUCUCCCUCUGUUUGCUGAGAAGGUAUCGGUACAAGGGAAAGUGGGUGCUAUGGACAAAUCCACCCCCUAACAUUUGCAAAAUAGCGCAUCUAACAGAACAGCAGCUCUGUUAAAAACCGCAACCAUGUUCGGCCGGUCACGGAGCUGGGUUGGAGGACAGGGGAAGACGAAAAACAUUCACUCGUUGGACCAUUUGAAAUACAUGUACCAUAUUCUCACCAAAAACACCACUGUGACGGAUCACAACCGAAACCUGCUAGUUGAGACCAUCCGCUCCAUCACAGAGAUCCUCAUCUGGGGGGAUCAGAAUGACAGCUCUGUGUUUGACUUUUUCCUGGAGAAGAACAUGUUUGUCUACUUCUUGAACAUCCUGCGGCAAAAGUCUGGGCGCUACGUCUGCGUCCAACUCCUUCAGACCCUCAACAUUUUGUUUGAAAACAUCAGCCAUGAGACUUCCCUAUACUAUCUGUUGUCGAACAACCACGUCAACUCCAUCAUCGUCCACAAGUUCGACUUCUCAGACGAAGAGAUCAUGGCUUACUAUAUUUCCUUCCUCAAGACCCUGUCUCUCAAGCUGAACAACCACACUGUGCACUUCUUCUACAAUGAGCACACUAAUGACUUUGCCCUGUACACCGAAGCCAUUAAGUUUUUCAACCACCCAGAAAGCAUGGUUCGCAUCGCGGUUCGCACCAUCACACUCAACGUAUACAAAGUUUCAUUGGACAACCAGCACAUGCUUCACUACAUUCGAGAUAAGACAGCGGUCCCGUAUUUCAGUAACUUGGUCUGGUUUAUCGGUAGCCAUGUCAUCGAACUGGACAAGUGUGUGCAGACAGAUGAAGAGCAUAAGAACAGAGGAAAGUUGAGUGACCUGGUAGCUGAGCACCUUGACCAUCUUCACUACCUGAAUGAUAUCCUCAUCAUCAACUGUGAAUUCCUGAAUGACGUGCUGACAGACCACCUCCUUAAUCGUCUCUUCUUGCCCCUCUACGUCUACUCUUUGGUCAGUCCUGAGACGUCUGAAGAGCGGAAGAUUAAUCCCCAGGUGUCCCUCUACCUGCUGUCUCAAGUGUUUCUAAUCAUCCACUAUCAGCCUCUAGUCAACACCCUUGCAGAUGUUAUCCUCAAUGGGGACCUCUCUGUGUUCAGUUGCCAGCCAGAUGUACACAGCACACACAAAAACACGCAUACAAGUGCAGGUGGUCUGCGUCGCUUCGCCAAACCCACAGAGUCUUUGGAGCGGUCCCUAGAAAUGUCUCGCCAUCGAGGCCGCAAGAGAACUCAGAAAAGACCAAAUUACAAAAAUCUGGGGGAGGAUGAUGACGAAAGAACAGGAGGAGGCGGUGGCAGCGGUGGAGGUGAACUAGAGGAGGGCUGGGAUGACGACUGCAGCAGAGGAGGAGGAGAGAGGGAGAAGGGAAAAGGUACAGAGGGAUUAGGAGGAGGAGGAAGUGGGAGCUCUAAGGGAGGCAGAGCGAGUGGGGAGAUGGCAGAAGAGAUUGAGAUGGUGGUGAUGGAGAAGUGCAAAGCUUCACAACUGACUGAGCAGAACAUCACUGAUGAGGAGAAGACUGCUGCUGCAACUCGAACACACACACAAAGGUGCAGACCAUUCCUGGACAUGGUGUACAGCGCCCUUGACUGCACAAAUGAUGACUAUCACGCCCUGUUUGUGCUCUGUCUGCUUUAUGCCAUCUCACACAGCAAAGGUGUAAACCGUGAUCUUCUGGAGCGUCUGCAGUUGCCGGUUCCCGACCAGGAGAGAGGUUCUUACAGCGUGGUGCUUGUGGAAAGACUGAUCCGAAUUAUGAACCAGGCAGCUCUGCCAGAUGGUAAGGUGCGCCUUGCUACUCUUGAGCUGAGUUGCCUUCUGCUGAAGCAGUCUGUUUUGUCUGGAAGCCACUGUUUAAUCAAAGACGUCCAUCUAGCCUGCCUCGAGGGGGCCAGAGAAGAAAGUCUUCAUUUACUGCGGAGAUUCUACAGGGGUGAAGAAAUCUUUCUGGACAUGUUUGAGGAUGAAUACAGAAGCAUGACGAGUAAACCCCUGAAUGUGGAGUAUCUAAUGAUGGAUGCCUCAAUACUGCUGCCACCCACCGGCACCCCAUUGACUGGUAUCGACUUUGUAAAGAGACUACCUUGUGGAGAUGUGGAGAAGACCCGCAAGGCUAUUCGAGUGUUCUUCAUGUUGCGGUCAUUGUCCCUUCGGCUUCAAGGAGAACUGGAGACCCAGCUCCCUUUGACCAGACCUGAAGACCUAAUCAAGACAGAUGAUGUUUUAGACCUCAAUAACAGCGACUUGAUAGCGUGUAUGGUGGUCAGCAAAGAUGGCAGCCAAGCCCAGAGGUUCCUCGCUGUAGAUGUGUACCAGAUGAGUCUGGUUGAACCAGAAACCAAACGUCUUGGUUGGGGAGUAGUCAAGUUUGCCGGCCUUUUGCAGGACAUGCAGGUGUCUGGUGUUGAGGAUGACAGCAGAGCUCUGAAUAUUGUUAUUCAUAAACCGAGCUCCAACCCUCACGCCAAGCCCCUGCCAAUCCUGCAGGCCAACUUCAUCUUCGCCGAUCACAUCCGCUGUAUCAUUGCCAAGCAGAGGCUAGCCAAAGGUCGCAUUCAGGCUCGACGCAUGAAGAUGCAAAGGAUUGCAGCUCUGUUGGACCUGCCGGUGCAGCCCAGUGCUACAGAGGUGUUGGGUUUUGGUCAGACUGCCACCGCCUCGCCCAGCGGCCUGCCUUUCCGAUUCUACGAACAGUCAAGGCGAGCGCCCAAUGAUCCCACUACGAACAGAUCAGUAUUCGCUUCUGUCGACAAAGUGCCAGGUUUUGCAGUGGCCCACUGUGUGCCCCAGCACAGUCCUUCACCACUCUCCUCCCCAUCGCCUCCCUCCAGUGGGAGUGGGAGCACCGGGAGAUGUGACUCUGUUACUGCAAGCACUACAUCGGUUCAGAGCCCCUCAGAUGAUGGUGCAUAUUUGGAGCACACCCCAUCCUCGUCUUCUGGCUGUGAAGGUGAAGGAGGAGGCGGAGAACCUCCUUCUACUCCAUCUAACCCAGUCCCUGUACCAGCCCUGGCACCAAGCCUCACUCCGGCUUCCCAGCCCACCAUCUCCCUGCUUACAGACAGCAAUGCAGACACCCUAAGUGUGGAGUCGCUCACACUGCUGCCCCCUGCCGACUCACCGCACCUGCAUCCAUGUGCUGCAACCCACUCCCUACCGAGACCAGAUGCCUCCAUAAUAGAGGAAGAGGAAGAGGCUUAUCGGGAAAGAGAAGAGGAGUUGCAAGAAGAGGAUGGGUCACUGAUGGAUGAGACAGAGACAGAUGCUACAGUUAAAGAUGAAACUACUGAAACAACUGACUUGAUCACACCCACUGAUGAAGGUCCUGAGGGAGCAGACCAGCAAGGUGAGGAUACAUCUUUUGAAGUUGAAAGAGCGAACAGAGCAGCAACAGAGUCUGUGGAGAAGACUGUGGAUGCAGAGAUACACAAAGAAUCAGCAGAGUCCCCCGAACUGGAUUAAACAGCCUCCAUACAUUCACACACACAGAAUGCUGUAUGGUGGGCUGACUGUCCAAUACUGGCUGCAGUAUAUUUUCAUAUCACCAUCCAUGGGGAUCUUCGGGUGUGAUGUAAAUACUCCCAGGAUGCAUCAGGAGGCUUCUCCUCAUUUGUGUCUGCACAGGAAAAAAGACACUUUUUCCUCAGAGAACAAAUACACUGGUCAAAGCCCUGGAAGGCUCAAGCACAUUGUUUUCUGAGCAUUCGAGUGUGACAGCUACAGCGUGUGUCGAGGUGCGCAACCAGCAAACAUUUUUAUUCAUUCUGAUACUUCAUUUAUACACCACAUGCUAAGAAUGUGAGCAGUUUUCACACUUUUCUAUGAGAUAUUUCAGUUCACAUAAAUAGUCACCAAACAUUUUGGGCAGCAGUGUUCACUACUGUGCUAAACACACACACACACACACACAAUAUACACGCCUGCCUUUUCACAGCAGCAUGUCAGACCUGUUUCUGCCAUCCCUAAACUGGGUUACCUAGGGGUUUUUUUAUCUGUUGAAAGUGGUGUCAUGGACCGUAAUUAGCAGAAGCAACUUUUUCUCAGACUAACGGAUGUUAACAUGGUCCAGCUUUCACUCCAUUCAUUUUUAAGAGGUGAAUCACCAAGUGUGACCGUCACUAACAUGUUGUGAAUGAUUGUAGUAAAGCAAAGGCAUGCUAGAAGUACAUAAUUUAACACUCAGUAAUUCAUUUCACGCAGUUAUUUAUUAAAUUACUAUUUCAGUCUAAUUAUGCAGAUAAAGAGCUAAGUCUGUGAUAAAAAGAAAACAUAGUUUAGUUUUAAUUGUUUUAUUCUUCAAAUAUCUGGGAUUGGAUUUAAAUUGAGGAAUGCUGUUUAAUGUCCCUAAGGCUUUUUUCUAAAUGUAAGAACCCCAUUGCUGAAAAAGCUUUUUGGUAAAGCCUGACUAUUUCGGACGAAAACUAAUGAAAGAAAACACAUUUUUUGUUCCUCAGAACCCAUAUGCUAAGGUCAAACUGCUUCUUGGCUUCCUGCUUUAAUCAGAUGAAUGAAUCUUUACUACUGCAAUAACCCUAAAGCUAACCAAUAAAAGGAGAGAUGAAUGUACGGUUUCACUUUUCUCUCCACAUGGGAGUGUUUGAUUAACAUUUGUUCUCAACUUGAGUUUCCAUAUCUUAGGAACAAAGCACACUUUGAUUGUUUAAACCUCUGUUUUACUUCUGUUCAAUCUAAUGUUUUCUUUUCUUCAGCUCAAACUUUAAUCUUCUGUGCCAUCCGAACACAAUUUAUGUCUUAAAGUUAUUUUUCAUGCUUAAUUUUUUGUCUAAAUCCAGAGCAAUACUCUCUUUUAUGGGUCUGUCUCCUGUUCUUUUCAUCCUGUUACUGUAAAUAGCAGCAGAAUGAGGAUGGGGAUCCCUGGCAUGCCGAAGUGGCACGACCCAGUUUGUGUAGUUGAAUGGGUUGGUUUAGGGCCUAAACCACUGGAAACUACAAGAACAUGCCAGUAGGAGCCUCCAUUGUUAUCUGAUUGUAGUGUGAGAGUGUAUGAUAUGUUUGUAUGCUCUGUAAAUGCUCUGCGCUUUUAAACUUGUAAGUAUUAUUAAUGAAAACAGAGGAAUAAAGAACUGCAAUAAAUUAUUCUACUUAACAUCA
Messenger RNA from Girardinichthys multiradiatus, 5184 nucleotides. Its product is annotated as protein CLEC16A-like. The coding region runs from base 142 to 3534 and encodes 1130 amino acids. Gene Ontology annotation, cellular component: late endosome; endolysosome membrane. NCBI's taxonomy places the organism in Eukaryota, Metazoa, Chordata, Actinopteri, Cyprinodontiformes, Goodeidae. The record is from RefSeq and is a predicted model, not a curated record. The transcript is spliced from 24 exons. Gene Ontology annotation, biological process: endosomal transport; regulation of autophagosome maturation; endosome to lysosome transport.